UUCUGCAAAUAGUAAUUAUUUCGUUUACAUUUCCUAUUAAAACUAUAUAAUAACUUGAACGUUAAUCAAUUUUGUGAAAAUAAUGAAUAUUUCUAUUGAAAGGAAAAGAUCAGAUUGCACUGCUCUUCCUAAAGGAUGGCAAAGAGAAGAAGUUAUUAGAAAAACUGGCCUAACUGCUGGCAAAGUUGAUGUUUAUUACUACAGCCCUACAGGUAAAAAGUUUCGCAGUAAACCGGAGCUAGUACGUUAUCUUGGUGAUAGUGUGGACCUGUCGUGUUUCGACUUUCAGCAGGGUCAAAUAAACACAAUGCUGCUGUGCAAGGCCAAGAAAGCACGAGCGCAGUUCGAUUACAGGGGAGUACGCUCUGAUGCGUCGCUGGUGCCUCCAAUACGCCAAACUGCUUCAAUUUUCAAACAGCCCGUCACCGUGUUUAAAACACAAGAGAGCAAAGUGAAGACAGACUUGAAACAUGGCACCCAAGAGAAACCCAAACAAUUAUUUUGGGAGAAGAGGCUUGAGGGUCUAACAGCCUGUGAUGCAAAUGGUGUUAUUGGAACGACAUCUCUUCCCAAAUAUAUAAAACCGUUAGGUCCUUAUACAUCUGACGCAACUACUAUACAGUCUUUGGCAACGGCUCUUCAUGUUUCCUCUCAACCAAUUACAGGUCAAAUUGGAGCGAAACAAGCUAUAUUAGAAAAUCCUGGUGUUUUUUUAAACCCUGAGCAACCACUAAUAGCGGCCGUGACGAUAACAAAGGAUGACGUACGACGACAAGAAGAACGUGUGAAACGGGCGCGCCAGCGUCUGCAGGAAGCUCUAGUGGCCGCGUAGGGUUCCGUCGGCGGGGAUCCUCUGGAACCCGCCGCAGACCUCGACCUACUGGAUUCGACGGAACCUAUCUCACCGGCACCAUCACCUAAAACAGUGCCAGAAUCCAACGCUGAAAAUAAUGAGUAAUCAUAAUAUUAAUUAAUGAUCUACUAAAAAGAAGACUACUCUGUACUGUAGUAUUAUAUUAUUAGUAAUCAGAAUAUCACUAUAU
Messenger RNA from Achroia grisella, 1043 nucleotides. RefSeq names its product methyl-CpG-binding domain protein 3 (gene MBD-like). Gene Ontology annotation, molecular function: DNA binding. The record is from RefSeq and is a predicted model, not a curated record. NCBI's taxonomy places the organism in Eukaryota, Metazoa, Arthropoda, Insecta, Lepidoptera, Pyralidae. The transcript has 5 exons. The coding region runs from base 83 to 832 and encodes 249 amino acids.